This is a messenger RNA of Penicillium malachiteum, 618 nucleotides long. Its product is annotated as violaceus kinesin. Bases 1 to 618 code for a protein of 205 amino acids. Gene Ontology annotation, biological process: nucleoside metabolic process. Gene Ontology annotation, molecular function: catalytic activity. Lineage: Eukaryota; Fungi; Ascomycota; Eurotiomycetes; Eurotiales; Aspergillaceae. The transcript has a single exon. The record is from RefSeq and is a predicted model, not a curated record.
AUGACCUUCAAACACGACGACUAUACUGUAGCAUGGAUCUGCGCUUUGCCGCUAGAGCUGGCAGCAGCACGACUCAUGCUAGAUGAGCUCCACUCCUCACUGCCCCAGCCAGAUACUGAUCACAAUGCUUAUAUACUCGGCAGCAUCAUUGGACACAACGUGGUCGUUGCAUGUCUCCCAUCAGGGGUUUACGGAACGACAUCUGCGGCGACUGUUCUCGCUCAGAUUCUGCCGACCUUUCCAUGUCUUCGAUUUGCGUUGAUGGUCGGUAUUGGGGGCGGUGUGCCAGGCAAGAAAGCAGAUAUUCGCCUAGGUGACGUGGUUGUCAGUAUACCAACAGCGACCGUGGGAGGGGUGGUCCAGUAUGACUACGGGAAGACACUCCGUGAUGGAUAUAUGCAGCGCACCGGAUCCCUCAACAAGCCACCGCAAUGUCUCCUUACAGCAGUGUCGCGAAUACGCUCUGAGUACUUGCUUGAAGAUUCUCCAAUCAAGCGAAUGUCAAUGGAAAUUCUUGAUAAGCAUCGGGCCAGCAGGCAAACCAUCCGCCCGGAUUACGACUGGCUAUUCAUGGCAAUAUAUGACCACACCAAUGGCCGACUGCUCCUCAUGCGAUAA